AUGACUGUUGCACCAAUCCUCUCGAUUCUUAGUGCCUUAUGUCUACUUGUUAGCUUUGUUUCAAGUGCAUCAGCAGAAGUUUGCCAACCUUUUGACGAAACAUCAGGCUAUUGGGAUUGCCUCAAGCGACCACCAAAGUGGAAUCGAACUGGAAUUACAGUUGCUGGAAAUGGUACAAGAGGAUCAUCAAAUAUUCAACUUGCCUCUCCUCAAGGAAUUUCUAUCGACGAUCAGGACAACCUCUACGUAGCGGAUUAUGGUAAUGAUCGAGUGCAGAAGUUUGUACCACAUUCAAAUGGUGUUGGUAUCACAGUGGCCGGAGGAGUUUAUGCUGGAAAAAGUGUCGGUAACGCUCCCAAUCAACUCUCUUCUCCAACUGAUGUUUUCGUUGAUUCCAUUUCAAACAUCUUCAUUGCGGACUACGAAAAUCACAGAGCACAAUUGUGGACUGUCAAUGCUACAACAGGUGUAACUUUGGCCGGAACUGGUGUUUUGUACAGUGACUAUUAUGGAGUUUCUGGAAAUAAACAAGGUGACGUGUAUUUCUCAUUGAGCUGGGGUAUCGUGAAAUAUUCAUUAAAUUCAUCAUCAGGAACUUUAGUUGGUCGUAUCUCAGGACGUCCUGUAGGUCUGUUCGUCGACGCAUGUGAUAAUGUUUAUGUAGCAGGCGGCAAAAACGGCCAAAUCUCAAAAUUUACAAGUGGCAAUUCAACCGAAGAGAUACUAGAAUCUAAACUUUCUUACCCAAACGAUGUUACCCUCGAUCCAUAUGGAAAUCUGUACAUUGUUGAAAAGGAUUCGCAUAGCGUUCACCGACUCACCGUAAGCGGUAAAACGGAAGUUAUAGCUGGUUGGGAAGGCAAAAGUGGAAAUGAUUCUAAACACUUGAGUUCACCAGGAAGUGUCGCAAUGGAUUCAGAAGGAAAUAUAUAUGUGUCCGACACUGACAAUCAUCGUGUUCAAAAGUUUAUGCUCCAAGAUGGUUCUCUUGCCUGUAUUUAA
This is a messenger RNA of Rotaria sp. Silwood1, 1002 nucleotides long. The record is from the annotation of a GenBank genome assembly. Lineage: Eukaryota; Metazoa; Rotifera; Eurotatoria; Philodinida; Philodinidae.